AUGGCGGCGCAGCCGCUGAAGUGGCCCCGCGGAGCCGCCGAGGGCCGCGGCCCGCUCGGCUUCGCCACCGGCAGCUGGGGGGACCGGCAGCUGGGGGAGGGCGGCGUCCACGAGAGCGACAAGAUCCUCAUGGAGAAGCGCUGCUGGGACGUGGCUCUGGCGCCGCUGAAGCAGAUCCCCAUGAACCUGUUCAUCAUGUACAUGGCCGGCAACACCAUCUCCAUCUUCCCGGCCAUGAUGGUCUGCAUGAUGGGCUGGCGCCCGCUGCAGGCCCUCAUGUCCCUGUCUGCCACACUGAAGGCCCUGGAGAGCUCAAGCCGGCGGGCACUGCAGGGUCUGGUGUUCCUGGUGGGCAACGGGCUGGGGCUGGCACUGGCCCUCUACAAGUGCCAGGCCAUGGGGCUGCUGCCCACCCGCCCCUCCGACUGGCUGGCCCCCUCCGACUGGCUGGCCUUUGUCACCCCCCCUCAGCGGAUGGAAUUCACUGGGGGGGGCCUGAUCUUGUGACCCCCUGCGCCCAGCCACCAAUAAAGGCAUUGGCAGGAUGGUGA
Molecule: messenger RNA, 551 nt
Organism: Ficedula albicollis (Collared flycatcher)
Lineage: Eukaryota; Metazoa; Chordata; Aves; Passeriformes; Muscicapidae
Gene: EMC4
Product: ER membrane protein complex subunit 4
Biological process (GO): protein folding in endoplasmic reticulum
Cellular component (GO): EMC complex
Source: RefSeq, a predicted model, not a curated record